AAUUUUCACGAUUUUCCUUUCUAUGUUAGCUUUACGCAUUCCCAAAUUGUUAUGUAGCUUUUAAUUCGUAUUCAAAUUGAUGUUAUUAGUGAACAGUUGUUAAGAUGGAUAAACCUGAGCAGUUGGAAGCAGUGAUAAAUUCGCAGAAGGAACAAUUACUUCGCUAUGAAAAAAGACUCAAAGAUGUAGUAACUGCUUACAAAGGAUUGCUCAAGGAAAAAACCGCCCUAGAAGCGAGCCUCGAGGCCUUUACCAUCGGCGAUAAAAACAGCAAUGGAACUGCUGAAACUCCGAAAACCGACAGUAAUUCAGCAAAGGCUCCCCCAAAGUCAGGCGUAGACGUCGGAAAUGAGGUGACGAGAGAUCUCCGAGAACAGAUUGCCACGCUGAUGAAUUCCCUAGCUACGCUGACUGCUGAGAAAAGUCGUAUGGAAAGCUCAUUCAAAAACGAUCGGAAACAGUUGCGGGAAAGCAUAGCAGAAAAAGAAGCCGCUGUUCGUGAUCUGGAGGAACAAGUGAAGGGUUUAAACUAUACAAUUAAAACCGAUCUGGAAUCCUGUAAGGCCAAAUUGAAACAUGACCGAGAGGAGGAACUGAAUGGCAACUUGCUGAUGAUAUGUGAGCUGCAAAAACAGUUGCAGGACGAGAGACAUCUAAACGAAACGCUCGAGAUGCAGCUGCGGGAUUUAAAAAUUCAAUUCAACCAGAAACAUUCCGAUCGACGCGUAAGUGAGAUGCCGCAGGCAUCCGAGCUGGCUAAGCAAAGCUCCGAACAGUUGGAGAGUUCGAAAAAAGAAAAUGCUGCCCUCUCCAGCAUGCUUCAGCAAUUUCAAGGUGAAAUUGAUAAUCUGAAGCGGCAGCAUGCUGCAGCUAUCCGCAGCGAACAGCGCAGGGCGCUUACGGCAGAGGAACGUAGCAAGAAACUCGAACAGGUCCACGAAGAACGAGUUGCCAGUUUGGAGGCCCGAUUGGCUGAGCUUAGCGCGGUAGUUGGGACGUACGAUCGGUUGAGACAACAGGAUCAGGAUAAUAUUUCCAAAUUAAAAGAAAAGCUGUCGAAACUAAGCCUUGACAGUACACUAACCAGACGCGUUAGUCAGGAAAGUAACGUUGAACGAAUUGUUGAGGAAAUAAGUUAUUUGAAAAAAAUGUUACUAUCGGAAAAUGACAAACUACAGAAACCUUUGGACCUGUCGACGCUUUUUACUAUCCACUCGAUGGUAGAGGAAGAUAUUCAACAGCAGACAACUGAGUUGGAAGACUAUCGCAACCUACAGCGGAGCUACAAACAAUGUUUGAAGGACAACGAUGCUCUGAAAGCUGCUAUCCAAACACACCAGACUAACACUAAAACUCUUCAGGAGAAGAUUAAGGUACUGAAUAAGAACAUCGAUGAUCUGGAGGUAGAAUACAAGAAUAAACUAAUUGAACAUAACAGUGCUAUGAAGGGGGAAAAGAUUCGCACGCAGGAAAUAAUCACAGCUCUAGAGUCAGAUUUUAAAUCAAAACUGUCCCAGCUGGAAAUGCAGCUGAAGAAACAGAGGGAACGAUCGCUGCAGCUGCUAGAGGAGAAAGAAGAGGAAAUUAAAUCUCUACGAACCUCCUUCGACAUACUAAUGCACGACAGCAAUGCGGAGCGAGAAAAACGAACCGGAAGUGACACCGAAACCGGUCAGCCGUUUGAAAACUUUCCGAUAGCGAUGUCGAAAAAAAUCAAUGCCCUGAAUUCGGUGUUUAACCACCGCACGACCGAAUCGACCGGUCAGUAUAACGCGGAAGCUCAUCACAUUUUACACUAUGCGCACGAGUUGGCUCGUAAGGAGAUCGAAAUAACCGCUUUGCGGACAUCGAAAAACAACGCCGAGGCAGCCCUGCGGCAAGCUUUGCACGAUAAAGUAGCUUCGCAGGAAGAGCUGCACGAUCGCAUCGCUCACCUGGAGGAACAGAUAGAUCGAUUGGAACGCUGCAAAUCUCGAGAGGGUGCCAAUCUAGAAUAUCUCAAGAAUGUAGUGCUAAGUUUUUUAACAUCCCAGGACGCCGACGGCAAGAAACACAUGAUAAAUGCAAUCGCCGCGGUGCUGAAGUUUAGUGACGUUGAACUGGCGUCCGUUAACGGGCUCGACGGUACUAGAAAGUGAAAUUUGCAGACUAAACUAAAUUAUUGUGGUGUUGUAGUUUGAAGGUAUUAUCCCAGUCUGGUAAUGCGGUUAUUUAGAAUAAAAUGUACCUAUCUGUUCCGUACUUGAAUUCAAGAAUACUAUUAGU
This is a messenger RNA of Sabethes cyaneus, 2265 nucleotides long. RefSeq names its product GRIP and coiled-coil domain-containing protein 1 (gene GCC88). Lineage: Eukaryota; Metazoa; Arthropoda; Insecta; Diptera; Culicidae. Bases 105 to 2138 code for a protein of 677 amino acids. The record is from RefSeq and is a predicted model, not a curated record. Gene Ontology annotation, cellular component: Golgi apparatus. The transcript is spliced from 3 exons.